This is a messenger RNA of Oryzias melastigma (Indian medaka), 5693 nucleotides long. RefSeq names its product carboxypeptidase D, a (gene cpda). The record is from RefSeq and is a predicted model, not a curated record. Lineage: Eukaryota; Metazoa; Chordata; Actinopteri; Beloniformes; Adrianichthyidae. The transcript has 21 exons. Gene Ontology annotation, molecular function: metallocarboxypeptidase activity; zinc ion binding. Bases 183 to 4280 code for a protein of 1365 amino acids. Gene Ontology annotation, biological process: proteolysis.
UCCGCCUUCAUGAUGUCAGCGGAAGUUAAGAGAAAACAGGCAGGCCAGAGAGGCUGACAGAUUAUAAAAAGAAAAAAAGAAAGCUUCCUUGUCGAGGAGUCGGUGUGUUUAAAAUAGUGAGCGCUAGGUUUAGUUUUUCCCUUCACAAGUCCAGAUGUUCUAUUAGCAGAAGACCGGUCAAAAUGCUGCCGUUCUUUGAGAAAUGUUCGUCGGCGUUUAAACUGCGAGGGUCACUUUUCGUCUUUCUUCUCCCCCUCGUCGUUUUUCUGGGUGACGCCAGAAUUCAGAGGACACCAGUCUCCGGGAAGGAAAUGUCGGAAACUUACAACAAAUAUUACAACUACAACGAGCUAACCGAGCGUUUGCAGCAGCUGGCCCGGAGGUACCCCAGUAUCGCUAACCUGUCGAGCGUCGGUCAGUCCGUGGAGGGCAGGGAACUGUGGGUAAUGCGGGUCACCGUGGACCCCGACAAAGACACUCCCGGGAAACCGAAGUUUAAAUACGUUGGUAACAUGCACGGCGAUGAAACCGUGUCCCGCCAGGUGCUGGUUUACCUUGUGGAGUACCUGCUGGCUCAGUACGGGGAGGACCCGCGCGUGACCGCGCUGGUGAACAGCACGGAUAUUUACAUCAUGCCGAGCAUGAACCCCGACGGCUUUGAGAGGUCCAAAGAGGGGGACUGUCCCGGGGACAACGGAGGCCGAAACAACGCCAGGAACAAGGACCUGAACCGGAGCUUUCCCGACCAGUAUGACGGAACUACGACGGACGCGGACAGCGUCCCGGAGGUCAUGGCUGUGAUCAGAUGGAUCCAGGAGAAAAAGUUUGUGUUGUCGGGGAACCUGCACGGUGGCACGGUUGUUGCCAGUUACCCAUUUGACGAUUCUGCCAAGCAUCAGCGUCAAGGUUUCUACAGCCAGUCAGCGGACGACGCUCUGUUUCGCUACUUGGCCCUGGUGUACUCGCAGAACCAUCCCGUGAUGAAGACCGGCAAGCCCAACUGCCCCGAGGACUCCUCAGAAACCUUCGAAGAUGGCAUUACCAAUGGGGCACAUUGGUAUGAUGUGCCAGGAGGAAUGCAGGACUAUAACUAUAUCUAUGGAAACUGCUUGGAAAUCACAAUGGAGCUCAGCUGCUGCAAGCAUCCCAACUCUAAUGAGCUCCGUAAGGAAUGGGAUCUAAACAGGGAAUCUCUUUUAGCUUACAUGGAAAAGGUGCACAUAGGUGUUCGAGGUUUUGUCACGGAUGCCGUCAGCGGAGCUCCACUCAGCAAUGUCAGCAUUGUCGUAGCAGGCAUUCGCCACAACCUGACCACAGCAAAAUAUGGAGAUUACUAUCGGCUGCUUCUGCCAGGAACCUACAAUGUCACAGCUGUGGCUGCUGGGCACUUGUCCAAGACAGUCAGAAAUGUCCAAGUCAUCGAAGGCGAAGCCACUGAGCUUAACUUUACUUUGGCUCCUUUGGUGAAUAAGACCCAGAAAAAUAUCUCUCUGGAUACAACUUCCAUGCCACCUCGUGUUCAUCAACAAAACGCCACCGUCAGUCCUUCUAUCUUAUCUCCGACUGAACCUGUUCUCCCUGAAGAAGACAAGAGCCGCGCCCCCGUCCAUCCACCUGUGCAUCAGCCCCUCCAGCCCCAGGAAUUCCGCCACCACAACUAUGCAGAUAUGGACUUGUUUUUGCGAAAAUACAGCAGCGAGUUUCCCUCCAUCACUCACCUCCAUUCUAUCGGUCGAUCUGUGGAAAAUCGUGAGCUCUUCGUGAUGGUCAUCUCAGACAACCCCAAAGUUCACGAGCACGGUGAACCAGAAUUUAAGUAUGUGGGCAACAUGCAUGGCAAUGAAGUGGUUGGGCGAGAGCUGUUGCUCAAUCUCAUUGAAUAUCUGUGUGUCAACUACGGCACCGACCCAGAGGUCACUGAAUUGGUCAACAAUACUCGGAUUCACAUCAUGCCCUCCAUGAACCCUGACGGCUAUGAGGUGGCCCGGGAAGGUGAUGUUCAGGGCUACAAAGGGCGCAACAACAGCAACAACUUUGACCUGAACCGCAACUUCCCUGACCAGUACGUCAACAUCACCGAACCCAGACAGCCAGAGACCAUAGCUGUGAUGAACUGGCUGAAGACGGUCCCAUUUGUCCUGUCAGCCAAUCUCCAUGGAGGUUCUUUGGUGGUUAACUACCCCUUUGACGAUGCCACAGAUGGAAACAGUCAUUACAGCAAGUCACCCGAUGAUGCAGUCUUUCAGCAGGUGUCGAGAGCCUAUUCACAGGAGAAUCCCCUGAUGCACGAAGGGCACCCCUGUAAGGACCUGUACUCUGAGGACUUCUUUCAGGAUGGGAUCACCAAUGGUGCUCAGUGGUACUCUGUCCCUGGUGGCAUGCAGGAUUGGAACUACGUCAAUACAAACUGUUUUGAGGUGACCAUUGAACUGAGCUGUAUCAAGUACCCAAUGGCCAGAGAACUGCCACAGUAUUGGGAGCAAAACCAUCGAGGCUUGCUUCAGUUUAUACACCAGGUUCAUACUGGUGUUAAGGGCACCGUUUCUGACAUUGGAGAUGGUUCAGGAAUUCCAAACGCCACCAUCAGUGUAGAGGGGAUCAAGCACAACGUCACCACAGCUCGUGCUGGAGACUACUGGAGACUGCUGGUCCCUGGGACUUACUCCGUCACUGCCUCUGCUCACGGCUACAAGCCUGUGACAAUCUUGGCAACAGUUUCAAAGGAUCGGGCAGAAAUAGUGGACUUUCGACUGACACGUGUGUACCAAGAUGGUAACGGCCAGACUCCCAGUGGGCCCUACCCCACGCAGAACCCGUCUGAGAAGGAGCUGCAGAGCUUGAUCAAGGAGCUGUCCUUGGGUCAGGGCCUGGAGCAGCUGGUCAGCAGCUCAGCCACAGACAGCAGCUUUCGCUACAGAAGCUCUAAAGACCUGUCAGCCUUCCUGAGAGGACUGACGCUUAACUUCCCAAAAAUUACCUUUCUACACAGUUUGGGUCAGAGUGUGGAGUUCAGAACCAUUUCAGCCCUGGAAAUAUCCAAUAAGCCUACAGAAGCAGAACCUUCAGAACCAAAGAUCCGCUUUGUAGCAGGUAUCCACGGGAAUGCGCCGGUGGGCACAGAGAUGCUGCUGGAGUUUGCAGCCUUCCUGUGCAUCAACUACGGCAAGAACCCAGCUAUCACCAAGCUCAUCAAUUCAACCCGGAUUUUCAUUGUUCCAUCUGUCAACCCUGAUGGACGAGAGCAAGCAGUUGAGAAGCAGUGCACGUCGGCACAGGGCAAGACCAAUGCCAACGGCAAAGAUUUGGACACCGACUUCUUUGGCAAUGCCUCACAGCGUGUGGUUGAGCCCCAGCCUGAGACCAAAAGCAUGAUGAACUUUAUCAUGAACAACAAGUUCACUCUGUCUGUAGCUCUGGAUGGAGGCUCCCUCGUGGUGACGUACCCUUAUGACAAGCCUGUUCAAACCGUUGAAAAUGAAGGCACGCUGAAGUAUUUGGCAAGUGUUUACGCAAACAACCAUCCCAAGAUGCACCUCGGGGACACUGCGUGUUCCAACAAUGUUCAGAUUGGCAGUGUUCCAGAUGGAGUGAUGAGAGCCGCAGAGAGACAAAGUCACAUGGGGAGCAUGAAGGACUUCAGUAUGGACUUUGGCAACUGUCCUGAAAUCACAGUGUACACCGGCUGCUGUUUCUUCCCUCCGGCCGAUCAACUGGCCGCGCUUUGGGCUGAGAACAAGAAAGCCCUGCUCGGCAUGUUGGUGGAGGUCCACAAAGGAGUGAGAGGCGUUGUGAGAGACAAGAAAGGAAAACCAAUCGUUGGAGCAAUCAUUGUAAUAAACGGAGGAAUGCGAGUGUAUUCAACAGAAGGAGGAUACUUCCACGCUCUUCUCGCUCCUGGCAGCCACAAUGUUGAAGCCGUUGCUGAUGGCUACCAACAGAAACACCAGAAGGCCGUGGUGUCGUCCUAUGAAGCCGCCAGAUUCAUCGUCUUUGAGUUUGAUGUGGACAACACCAUCUUUGGUUUGGAAAGGGAGUUUGUUGUGGCCAGUGCAGCAGCCUCCAUGACUGCGUUGGUGGUGACGGCCUUCAUCAUCUGGUGCGUGUGCGCAGCCAAGUCCAGUCGUCAGAAGGACGGCUUCCAUCGGCUGCGACAGCACCGCGAAGACUACGACGACGAGAUACGGCUCGCCUCCAUGGGCUCCAAGAAGUCUCUGCUCGCCAAUGAGUUUCAGGAUGAGAGUGAAAGCGAUGAGGAGACAUUGUAUGCAAACAAAAUCUGAGAAAGUGUUUAGUCCAGUGCUGAGCUCCCACCAUGCAGCAAAGGAGCAAGCAGAACUCAAGACUGAGCUGCCUCUGUCAGUGUAUUAAAACUGUAAGAUAAUUCUCUUUUUAAACUUCACAUUGAUUACUUGGUUUUCAGUUUUGCAAAAUGAAUGAACUGACUCAAACAUUUUUUUUUUUUUAAUGCCAUGCCCUUAUCCAUCCAGCCAAUUGAGUCCAAAACAACCGAUGAGUCUCUUUCCCGUGUGUUUUUGCCAUGUUUUUAUUUUCAAACUAUUUCUAGAAAUAGUUCUUAUUUAUUUGUCCACGAUAAUAUGGUGGCGCAGCAAUGUCCAAGCCUUUGAGUGACUGAAUCCAGCACUGUGCCUUGUCUUCUCUAAACUGUAUAGUACUUAAUUCAUGCUGGAAUUUGAUCCAAAACUCAGGUGGUACUAUAGGAAAUGUAUCUGAGAUCCAGAGGGCCAGAGUUUAAAUUGGCUUUCCUGUGCUCAGCAGUUUUGUGUGUUUGGGAGGAAACUUAAACACGCCAAGAAGAAUCUAUUGAAUGGGUUUGUUCAAGCUCUGCUUUAUUGGAGUGUUUUUCUGGAAAUAAGAUUGUUCUUUAUCACUGGCCAAGACAAAAACUUAUAGCUAAUUGAGUAAAGAAUGUAUUUUAAGUUAUCUUUAAGUGUUAAAUUCUGUUAAAUGUCAUUUGUCACCAUGUUUGUUUUAGCACAAAUAUUUGGAAUUUUCAGAGUUUCUUUUACACUAUGUUGACUUAAAUUGGAUUUUUCGUUUAUUUAAGUGCCAAGAAAGCACAUUAAAUUAAAAAAGAAUUUUAGUUUGUUCUAAAAACCAAAGGCCAUGUAAUGUAGAUAUUUACAAAAGAAAAUAUGACCGUGAGGCUGAAUUCACACAUGUUCAGAAAUGAGGCAGCGUCAGUCUCUGGGGCGGGCUCGUUAAAACACAUUGAGCAACUUUGAAUGAAAUGAAAAAGAUUGAAAUGAAAGAUUUUCCUCUUUUUGGACUAAGUUGCAGAUCUCCAAACUAUCAGAUGUCUCCAAAUGUGUCAUUUCUCUGCAUGGCUUAGAAGCUAUACAAAUGUUGCUGUAAUUUUACAGCCAUUUUGUCAAAUUAUUUUCUGACAUGAGUGGAGAGACAGUUUUGUAAUUUAUUUUUCCUAUACUGUGCAUAAACUCUGUAUAUGAACUUUGGAAUACCAUUUUUGUGUGUCAUUGUUGCACAGUGUUGGUGUAAAGAUUUUAUAUAAACUGGAAUGAACUGUAAAUAGUGUUUAUCAGUUGUGAUUGGGAGUGAAAAAGUGCACUUUGUGUUUACCAUAAAUCCACGAUGUAACAAAGCUUGGUGAUACCAUGACAGGCUAAUCUUCACGACCUCACAAAACAAGGAAAUAAAAUAUUUCACUGCAUAUA